Messenger RNA from Oldenlandia corymbosa var. corymbosa, 1682 nucleotides. Lineage: Eukaryota; Viridiplantae; Streptophyta; Magnoliopsida; Gentianales; Rubiaceae. The record is from the annotation of a GenBank genome assembly.
AAGAGAGGGGAGCUUCAUCGAGUUCUGUCAGUCUAUCUUAUCCUCGGAGGAGUUACAACCUGCUACAAAGGGAGCAGUGGCCAAAAAGGGGAGCAAAAUUAACCAAACCAUUAUCGACAACAAUGGCGAUACAAUGCUCUUCUUCCCUUUUCCUUACUUCCUCUUCUCAAGUUCCCUUCUCUUCUUCCUCCUUAAAGAAGAGCCCUUUUCUGGGUUUUUCAUUUUCCACCACCUCUUCUUCAUCAAGGCCUUCUUUCCUAUCCCCAUCCCUUGUGAGAACCAAUUCAACCGUCCCAGUUCGUUGCCAAAGUCAAAAGUCGGAUGUACACAUUCCUGUGGACCAGAGAUGGAUGUUUGAAGACUCUGAAAUCGGUGGCCCUGAUAUUUGGAACAAGACAUGGUAUCCUAAAGCUGCUGAUCAUGUAAACACUGAUAAGCCAUGGUAUGUUGUAGACGCAACUGAUUUAAUUCUUGGAAGACUGGCUUCCACCAUUGCUGUAUAUAUCAGAGGAAAGAAUCUUGCAACCUAUACUCCUAGUGUGGACAUGGGAGCCUUCGUCAUUGUGGUGAAUGCUGAAAAAGUAGCUGUCUCUGGAAAAAAGAGAAGCCAAAAGCUUUACCGAAGACAUUCUGGAAGGCCUGGUGGGAUGAAAGUUGAGACAUUUGAUCAGCUGCAGAAGAGAAUUCCUGAAAGAAUUAUUGAGCAUGCUGUUCGUGGAAUGCUUCCAAAAGGACGGUUGGGCAGGGCAUUAUUCAACCAUCUGAAGGUAUACAAAGGUCCAACCCAUCCCCAUGAAGCACAAAAGCCCAUCGAGUUGCCCUUAACAGACAAAAGGAUACAAAAGGUGUAGAUUAUACUGUCAAGUUGCAUUUGGAAACAAUGAUAAGUUCAUCUUCUGCUAUUCAUACUGUUUUUCUUUGUAUCCAGUAUUGGCCUGUCUGUUCAGUUAAGUGUUUAGUUUCUAUGAUGGCAUUGGGACAUUAGGUCCUUUGCGAAUUUCCCUUAAUAACUUUCCUUGUUCCAUUUUGUGCAUUCAAUAGUAUCCGGAGGUUGUUGUGUAGCUUCACUAAUGCCGAAUAUGUAUGCAAGACAAGUGAUAUGAGAAUCACAUUUGAUGAUUAAUUGUUGAGUAGCAAGAACGUAUAGAAGUUGUAGCAACGAAUCAAUGCCAUGUUAGAUCAAUGUAUUUCUAGAAUUUAUCGAGCAGUAAAUUCUACUGAGCUCUACCGAUUAUUCUGCCAUCCCUUCAAAAAGAAGGGUCCAUUUCAUUAAUCAAUAAGGAUAGUGUACAGAAUUUCAUUCCAGGUAUCUGGAACUCCAGGUAGACACCAAUGACUACAAUCUUGACCUCCUUUUGUGUAGUUGGAUGGAUGUCCAUCCUUUCUUAAUUGAGUAAGCAGCGUGAUAUCUAGUAAGUUAACAGGCAGUUUCAUACUAUUGAGAACGUCCUUGAUCACUGCUUCUCCUGGAUAAUGUUGCCCUGGAAAUUCUGCUCCUUUAAUCGGCUUGGUUUGUCCAAAGCAGUUUGGCACCGAUGGUUCACCCCAUCCAUUCCCCCUAGUUAAAAAACAGGAAUUCAAGAACACGUCAAGAACUCGGUUUAAGAUUGACAUCUCAAAAGAGUAAGUUACAGGAGGAGGAUGUAAUGAUGAUGCUUACUGAACAUGAACGGCAGAGAUCC